Molecule: messenger RNA, 930 nt
Organism: Passer domesticus (house sparrow)
Lineage: Eukaryota; Metazoa; Chordata; Aves; Passeriformes; Passeridae
Gene: ATRAID
Product: all-trans retinoic acid induced differentiation factor
Exons: 7
Coding region: 175-855 (226 amino acids)
Biological process (GO): positive regulation of osteoblast differentiation
Cellular component (GO): intracellular membrane-bounded organelle
Source: RefSeq, a predicted model, not a curated record
GACGGCGUCACCGCGGCUCCGCUCCCGCUCCCGGUGCCGGUGCCCGUGCGGCCCCGCCGCGCCGCUCUCGGCCGGUCACCGCCCCCCGGUGUCCCUCCGGCUGGCCCGGGCCGUACCGGGAGGGGGAACGGGCGCGGAGCUGCCCCGGCCGCUCGGGGUGCCCGGUGGAGCGGGAUGCGCGGGGCUGGCGGGGCCGCGCUGCUGCUGCUGCUGCCGCUGCUGCUGCUGCCCCGGGCCGCCCGCGGGGCCGCGGUGUGCGGGCUGUGCCCGGGGCCGCCGCGGAACGGCUCCCUCGUGUCCCGGUUCUGUGAGUCCCGGCGCGACACCGAGAGCGACGGGCGCUGCUGCCGGGAGCGGGGCGCGUCCCCGGGGCGGCUCCUGGGGCUGGACCUGAGCAACUGCUCCCUGCACAGCGUUCCCCCGGGACUGGCCGAGGCCACCGCUGCCAUCGUCCUGGACCUGACUGAGAACCCGCUGACAGCUCUGCCCGGUGGCUCCUUCCUGGGCUUCGUCCAGCUGCAGAGCCUCGCGGUGCCGGCGGCGCUGCAGUGUCCGGGAGGGAGCGACGCCUGGCAGGACGUGACGGUGGACAGGAGCGCCCGGCUGUGCCAGGGACAGAGGGACCCCUGCAACAGCUCCGUGCCGCUCGCCUGGCCGUGUCCUGAGAACUCUGCGUGUGCCCCCGACGGCCCCGGCCUCGUCCAGUGCCUCUGUGACAGCCCCUUCCACGGCUACAAGUGCCUGCGUGAGGGCGCCUUCCCCACGCUUCUCUUCGGAGGAAUCCUGGGCGCUGCCACCGUGUCGCUGUCCCUGCUGCUGUGGGGCACCCAGCGGAGGAAGGCCAAGGCGCCCUGAGCAGGGCAGGGACCCUGCCUGGCUGGAGGCUCUGUGGCCAGGGGGCUCUGGGGGUCAAUAAAGCUGCAGCUCCUC